AUGGAUAUAAAUCAAAAACAAUCGUUUCAGCUAAAACCAAAAACUCGAUUGAUUCAUUUUGUUCAAGGUGUUGCACUAACAUUGUUUACAUUAACAGUUAUUAUAGCUAUUUACUUAACAUAUAUUUAUUGUACAAAAUUGUCUCCAUUUAUCAAUUAUGCGAUUAUAUUUGAUGCCGGUUCAUCGCAUACAAAAAUGUAUGUUUAUAGUUGGCCAGCAGAUAAAUCAAAUGGUUUGGGUACAACAUCAACAGUAAAUGAAUAUUUUGACUGUUCUCUGUCAACAAUUGUAAAAACAUUACCAACGACAUCUACAUCAUCAAUGAAAAAAGCAGAUAUGAAAUUUCGAGCUAUAUCAGAUUUUGAAAAUCAUUUAGAAUAUCUAGAAGAAUAUUUUCAUGUAUGUUUAGAAGGUGCAAAAAUAAAAAUUCCAUCUAAUAGACAUGGACAUUCACCAAUAUUUUUAGGUGCAACAGCUGGUAUGAGAUUAUUAAGUCUAAGAAAUAGAACAAAAGCAGAAAAUGUUUUAGAAAAAAUACGUGAAAUAUUUCAUAAUAAUCCAUUCCAAUUUGUAAUUGCUCGACAAGUACGAAUAUUGACAGGCCUUGAAGAAGCGAUUGAUGGUUGGAUAACAACUAAUUUGUUAUUGGAAAAAUUUAAACAUAAACAUGAACGUCAAAAAUCAUACUUACGUCAUUCAUCCGAUGAUAUUGAUACUGAUAUGGUUGGAGUUCUUGAUUUGGGUGGCGCUUCAACACAAGUAACAUUUACUCAUAAUAAUUUACUAAGUGAACCGAUACCAUUAAAAUAUACCGCUAAUAUUACAUUGUUUGAUAAAGUUUAUUCACCCUAUGCUCAUAGUUAUUUAUGUUGGGGAAAAAAUGAAGUACAUAAACGUUAUCGUGCUCGAUUGAUUAAUGAACAAACAAAAAAUUGGCAAUUUAAACAACAUUAUUCACGUUUAAUUAUAGACGAUUAUUGUUUACCAAAUCAUGCAAAUGAAUCAUUAUCAUGGAAUUAUAUAUUUCGUUCACCAUGUACAAUAAAUGAAAAGAAGCAAUUUAGUACACAAAAUAUUUCUAUGAAUGUAACAACACUUUUAUUUUAUGGUAGAGGUAAUUCAUCAAUGUGUGAAAAAGCCAUAUUAAAUUUAUUGAAUGCAAAAAAAGAUAAUAAAAAUAUUAGUUGUGCGUAUAAUAUUAAUUAUUGUUCAUUUGAUCAUACAUAUCAACCAACAUUACCAGCAAAAAAUAAAUUUAUUGGUUUAUCUGGUUAUUACUAUGUUUUCAAUAAUUUAGCAUAUGGUUUACAUAAUCGUUCAAAUAAAACAUUUGAUCAAUUUAAUUUAAAAAAUUAUCGUUUAUCUGAUAUUAAACAACGUGUUAAUGAUAUAUGUGAAACACCGUACGAGCUCUAUUAUAAACAAGAAGAUAUGUCUCAACAAAAUGAACAACAUAAACGAACAAUGUGUUUUGAUGGUUGGUAUGUUUGGUUAUUAUUAACAAGUGCUCUCGGUUGGAAAGAAGAAGAUUUUAAACGUCUUAGUUUUGUAAAACGUUUUCCAACGGGUGAAGUGGGUUGGACACUAGGCUAUAUGAUUAAUCAAACAAAUUAUAUACCAGCUGAACAUAGAAAUAAAAUAAUACAAAAAAAUGAAUUUGUAUUAUGGUUAUGUUUAAUAUUAACGAUUGCAUUAGCAUCAUUUAUAUUUCUUAUAUUAACGUGUCGAAAAUAUGUCAAAUAUAUUAAAAUUAAACAACAAAAUAAAAGAAGACAGCAACGAUCUAACAGUCAUGAUGGUUAUAUUAUACCAACGGAACAGAAUGAACAUUAA
Didymodactylos carnosus is the source of this 1833-nucleotide messenger RNA. The record is from the annotation of a GenBank genome assembly. Lineage: Eukaryota; Metazoa; Rotifera; Eurotatoria; Philodinida; Philodinidae.